Eleginops maclovinus (Patagonian blennie) is the source of this 4942-nucleotide messenger RNA. RefSeq names its product mitochondrial calcium uniporter (gene mcu). Gene Ontology annotation, molecular function: calcium channel activity; uniporter activity. The transcript is spliced from 9 exons. Gene Ontology annotation, cellular component: uniplex complex; mitochondrial inner membrane. The record is from RefSeq and is a predicted model, not a curated record. Bases 55 to 1188 code for a protein of 377 amino acids. Lineage: Eukaryota; Metazoa; Chordata; Actinopteri; Perciformes; Eleginopidae. Gene Ontology annotation, biological process: calcium import into the mitochondrion; mitochondrial calcium ion homeostasis.
UGCGUCUCGGUCCGCCCGCAGCAGUCUCCUUCCCGGCGAGGUUUCACUACAGAGAUGGCUGCGAAAGUGUGCAGAUCAGUACUCCUGUUGUCCCGGAGCAGCGGAGCGGCGGCCGGAAGCCUCCCCGCACUUGUUGUCUCUUCACAGCGACAUCAUCAGCACAUAAGACCGCAGGAGGUAUUGUCGGCUCCUUUCAACUGUCAGACUGUGAGGAGAGCACAUGGCCUAAGGUCUGCAGCCCACUCUACAAUCUUCACCCAGCCUCCCACUGCCCUGUCUCCACAGGUUUGGAAGGGCGCCCCCUCAUGGCAUGGCCAGAGACUGUUGUGUUCCUCCGCUACUCCAGAUGAGGUGACAGUGAUGUAUCAGAACGGGCUGCCGGUGAUCUCAGUCAGUUUGCCAUCCCGGAGGGAGCGUUGUCAGUUCACCCUCAAGCCUCUCAGCGACAGUGUGGGAGUUUUCCUGCAACAGCUCCAGGCCGAGGACAGAGGCAUCGACCGGGUAGCCAUCUACUCCACGGAUGGAGCGAGGGUCGCCUCCUCCACAGGAAUAGACAUCCUGCUGCUGGAUGAUUUUAAGCUCGUCAUCAACGAUACAACGCACCUUGUGCGACCACCACAGAGAGAGCUACUACCCCACGAAGAGGGAGAGAGGCUGAAUGACGUCAAGUUUCUGGUGCAGCAGCUCUACACCACCCUACGCAUCGAGGAGCACCAACUCAGCAAGGAACGCGAGUUGAUUGUGCGACUUGAGGACCUCAACUCUCAACUCCGCCCCUUAGAGAAGAUGAGGGUGGAUCUGAAUAGGAAGGCAGAGCGGCGUACAACCUUGGUGAUGUGGGGGGGCAUGGCAUACAUGGCCACCCAGUUUGGCGUACUGGCCCGACUCACCUGGUGGGAGUACUCCUGGGAUAUCAUGGAGCCCGUAACUUACUUUAUCACCUACGGCACAGCUAUGUUCAUGUACGCCUACUUCGUGCUUACACGCCAGGAGUAUGUUUACCCCGACGCCAGAGACAGACAGUAUCUGCUGUUCUUCCACAAGGGGGUGAAAAGGACACGCUUUGACAUCGAGAAGUACAACCAGCUGAAAGAUGAUAUUGCUGAGGUGGAGUUGGAUCUGAAGCGUCUUCGGGACCCGCUCCAGCUCCAGCUCCCAGUUCAGCAGCUUACCUCUAGUAAAGAUUGACGGGAAGAGUGAUUCCCUCCUCUCUCAGUUCCUGCAACCUCCUUUUCCUCCUCCCUCUUCCGUCCAACACCCUUCUCCCUCCCGAUUUACCCCAAACUCUCUGCUCAGACUCCUCCCUCCCUCCCCCAUUCCUCCCACACCCAAAAGCCCCAUCCCUCUCUUGACGGUGGGAGUUAGUUUUUCUCCUUUUUUUCCUUCUUUUUCUUUUUUUUCUUUCCUGACUGAAAACUCCAGUUGGAAUUGCAAGAGGAUAACCGUAAAAAAAUCGAAGAUAGAAUGGCGAGAGUACCGGGAACUUGAAAAACUCUCCCAGCCGAAGGAAGGUGAGGAUGAUGAAAAGGACAACGAUGAUGAAGGAAUAAAACUGGGCACUAUGGAUACGCCUCAAGUCUCCGGAGGGACGGCCUGCAGGGAACUUCAGGGGGCAAACAGGACUCAUUAUCACACCUCUCGACACAGAGGGGCUGUCAUUGUUGAGUGUGUGUGUGUGUGCGGGACUUUCAGGGUACAAUGGGACACCGACCCUGGCCGAUUUGAGGGUCGACACACCCGUUUAAUCCGGCUUCCUCUCGCAGUCAAACUGUCAACACACACACCUUCUCUUGGUUGGGGCAGUCUCUAGAGAGAGUCUCUAUCCCACACGUUUACAAGGAAGUCCUGACUGCAGUUGCACCAUCAGGGGACCUCCGUCUUCCUGUGGCUGAACUCUGCUGCCUCUCCCUCCCUGGGCCACGCCUUCUCCAGGUGACGGACAGCUGUUCCUCCCAGUUCGACCUUUGUCGGGAGCCCAUCUCCACUCGCUGGACAUAGGCAUGACGACGCCUCGUUUCCUCUUCCUGUUGAAGUCCUGUAGCGUCCCGGGUCUGCGCAAGUAUGAGAGUACUACCGACAACAACAUCACUGUGUGUUCUUUUACUCCGAAAAAAAUAUUUUGGCACUUUUUAUUUUGAAAGCCAUAGUAUAUUUGUUAUGAAAAGAAUAUAAAUAUAUAUAUGUAAACAAUCAAAUAAACAGAUGACCAGAGGCUAGUUUUUUUCAGUGGGGGGAGGAGCUCUCUUACAAACAUCAUUUCAUCAGAAACUAAUUUACAUCCUCUGGAGAUCUUCUGCCAUGAAGGAUCCUCUGCUAACAGUCCAGCGCACGCACAUACAGGGCAGUAUAAAGUAUGCAUUCACUACUAACUAUUUCAUAUCUUGUCCUGACAAACACACAAUGUAUUUCACAGUAACUACGUCCUGGUUGGGCGUAAGGCUCCUGUGCAUGGCCAUCAAAGGGGGGGAAACUAUGUUGAAACCAAAUCAGGGUGAAAAUGACUGAUUGGAAUUGAUUUUUGAGCAACGCAGAAUGUCAAUGUGGUUAAUGCCAUGCUUGACCUCUAUAAUCAUCUCAUGAACACAAAGAUUGCUGCGGAAAUGCUUAAUGAAGGGGUUAAAAUGUGCAGUGACCAUUGUCUCAGAUGAACCCACAGGCAUGUUUAUAUAUCUGGUGAACUGAGCUUUAGAAACGAGUAAAGCCUCAUUUAUACAGCAGGACUAAAUCUCCUGCAAUCCUUUUCCCACAAUAUCAUAAAUAUCAUUUUUCCUUUUCCAAUCCAAAGUAUUUUUCUUGGAGGUGAAAAAUGACCAUUUCCAGAUAUUCAGUGACUUGGCCUUCAGCUUAGCAGCAUGUGAUGUGCUUUUCAAGGUAGGAAUUUGACAUGAUUCUCCUUCACAAAGCUUAUAGAAAAAGUAACAGAAGGCUGAAUCAAAAAAAAAAAUAGUGUCAUGGCAUUUAUUCACAGAGGCUUUUUUUGAGUUUUCUCCUCCCACUGUUGCUGUAACGCCCCCCUGCUCUCUCGAAGGCAAGGCAGGGUAGACUGCAUGCUGUGGUAUGCCCUCAGUAGAAAUUUGUGAUUGUGUAGGAGCAUUAUUGCAAUUUUGUACUUAAUUGGACACUUUCCUUUGCCACAUCUAGCUGAAGUCUCAUCCCCCAUGAUAGGUUGAAUCAGAAGCCAUAUGUUUCAUUUUUCCAUUUCAGGAUGGUCACUGAAUAAACCGUUGUUGGCUUUACUUAGUUGUCUGUUCAGAUGAGGAUAGGAUCUUAAAUUAGCCAGUAUACUUCACCCUUAACUGCUGUAGAUGGCCUCUGCAGAGAAGCAAUGACUUGAAGUCCCCUGAACAUGAGUAUAGUUCAACAUCCUGCAUGUGUGUCUCGUGUGGACAGUUGGCUUAAUCCUACUUCAGAGAUCCAUGUUUAACUGCAGAUUUUUUAUUGAAAUGCAUGAUUUUAGGUCAAAUCUGAAGUUAUUCAUGCUAAUCUCAAGGCAGGAAUUGAUCUUAUCUGUUAGUGUGUGUAUGUGUGUUUUAUUUCCAAAGGAAUUGGUGCCUCUUGGAUGACUAAUCAUUUAAAAGGUAGAUACUAAUUAAGUUAUUUGUAGAAAAGCAAUGAUAUGAUCAUUGAGAAAGGAAAUAUUGUAUUUGGAACGUGACCUUUAUAUAAAGAGGGUUCAAUUUAAAUGUUUGAAAGUGGAAAUCAACUUUAUUGUGCGCCUGUGAAUGCAUGUGUUGGUUUACUACACGUCUUGACAAGUCGGAGCAUUGUGGGCAAAGUUUAGAUCAUUCAUGAAUCCUUUGCCUCUAAUCACUGACUGUCACUAACAGUAGAAAAAUAAAUUCCGCCCUCAUCCCACUUUCAUCGCAGCCAUGACACACACACACACACACACACACACACACACACACACACACACACACACACACACACACACACACACACACACACACACACACACACACACACACACACACACACACACACAGUGACGAUGGUGUUUCCUUGGAGAUGUACUGUGGCAGGUGAGAGAGCCGCUGUCUGCAGUCCAAUCCUCCCCUCUGCGGUUUCUACACAACACAACUCUCCAUCAUCACCUCCUGUUUUGUCACGCCACCACCGUUUAUUGCCUUGUUUUCUCAUUUCUUUUUUUAAAAAGCUAAAUAUAUCAAAUAUAGGGAAACUUUAUUAUAAAGAGGGUGUUGCAUGAAUGUAUGUUUACAUGGGAAAUUAUGUGAAAAUAAAAAGACAAUUUAUCAACAAAAAAAAAAAAAACUGCAGAGAUAAUUUAAGAACGUCGUUUGUAGAGAUUCCUAGAUAUAAAGGGCAGUGGACAGGGCUGCGACUUUAGAAAUGCCCUGCCAAAUCUGACUUAAAUCCCAGCCAACCAACUGCUCAAACCCCACUCCCAUCCUCACCUUAUUUACUCCCAUAAACCCCUCCCUCAGUGUGCACUAAUACAAUACAAUGAAAGGAUAAAACACCCUCCAUCCUCGGUGAACCUUUAAAGGAGGAGACCUUUUGACCUCGGUUACUAACAUCCUGGAUUUUAGUCCAAAGGAAAAGUGUCAGGCUUUUCGGAAAUCACCUCCCAUUCUCGUACCUCUUUCUAGUCAUUUUCAUCCAUCCUCCAAAGCGACAUUAUUAUUCUAUGUUUUCAAAGUGUGUUAUGUUUUCAAUCUUGUUUGUGUGCACUUACAAUAAGAUGUGUUUUAAAAUGCCUAUAGAGUGAGCAGAAUAUGGGAUAGAAAUGAGCUUGUACUCCAUUCUGACCUCUAAGUUUAUUUUUUUUGUCUCUUUUUCUUCUGUUGACAUGAUGCUGUAAUGUUGGCAAAAAAGAAAAAUGUAAAAUCCUGUAUCAUUUAUGAAAUAUGUAUAAAAGAGAAAUGUAAUUCAAUUAUCAAUAAAAUCCUUAUCCAGUUUUUGGAGACGGUGGUCCAGUUGA